GCUUUAGGCUGCGACACCCUGGUCUAUAUGUCUGAAAGCGAAGGAAGAUUCGGGAAGUGGGUGCGUAGCUCUCUGCAAUGAUCGUAAUGAUAUCGAAAAUGAUCGUUCAUGCUCUGGCUUCGGAUGCUGCCAGACCUCCGUCCCCAAGCACCUCAAAAAUUAUGCUUUUGUGGUUGCAAAUUCCUAGAACACCUCGGAAAUUGACUUCCAAGGUUAUCCAACUGAUGAAACUCCGUCACCGCUUGCCGUGCUUGAAUGGGUGGUCGGAGAGCGAGACUGCAAAGCAAGUGAAGGUCAGUCAGGGUAUUCAUGCGGCCUUAAUGCUGGCUGCCCUUAUUCCGAGACUGGUGGUGGAUCUCGUUGCCAUUGCCUGCCAGGGUUCACCGGAAAUCCCUAUCUCCCGCGAGGAUGCCAAGAUGUUGAUGAGUGCAAGGACCCGAGAAGUUUUCCAUGCCAAGGUACUUGUCGGAAUACCGUUGGGAAUUACACGUGCGACUGCCCGCUUGGCAUGCGUGGUGACGGUAAAGUUGGCUGCAAAAGACUCCGACCAACACCAUUGCAAUAGCCUGUUCCUCGGAGAAGGAGGCUUCGGUUCAGUCUACAAGGGAGUUUCAGGAGACAGCAUCCUAGUUGCAGUCAAGAAGGCCAAAGAUGUGGACAAGGCAAGAAUGAACCAGGAAUUUCAACAUGAAAUCAGCGUUGUUUCUCAGGUUAACCAUAAGAAUGUUGUGAAGCUCUUAGUUGACACAUCAGAUCUGUUGGAUGAUCAUUACACAGCCAAAGUAUCUGAUUUUGGGGCUUCAGCUCUCAUCUCACCAAACCAAACUGGAAUAGGCUCCAAAAUACAAGGGACAUUUGGGUACUUGGAUCCAGAGUAUCUAAUGACUGGUAAUUUGACAGCAAGGAGUGAUGUUUAUAGCUUUGGGGUCGUCUUGGUGGAGCUGUUGACAGGGGAGCAGCCAACUUCACAUAGUAGGGAUGGGGAGAGGAGAAACAUCAUUCAGUAUUUUAUUUCAUCUGUGGAAGAUAAUUGGAUCAUCCAAGUUCCUAAUUUUGAGCCAGCAGAUGAUGGUGAAAUGGUGGAAGUAGAAGCAGUUGCUAAGCUUGUUAAGAGAUGCGUAAAUGGUAGCAGCUUAAAAAGGCCAACCAUGAAGGUUGUCGUGGAGGAGCUCUCAAGGCUCAAAAAGCUCAAUGACAACUUGUGGGCUCAGCAGGGCAAUGAAGAAAUUGAGUGCUUGUUAGGAGAAUCCUCAUUACAUACCAGUUAUGAGUUUUCAAAUAUCAAUAUGGACCAAAUGGAUACAUAUACCGUGCGCACAACGUUUGACUUUGAACAAGGAUCAACUGUUGGCAUCUAGUACUUUCUUCUACUAGUCUUUCAUAUGUAUUAAAUUUAAUUAGUUACAGCAAUUGCAUCAAACAUGCUGUGCAUUUGUGAGGCCUUUCCUUUUCACUUAGUUCUUGCUUCUUGGUUUUCUAUGUAUCCAUAUUCAUUGGAUAAAGUUUCAAGUGAAAG
Molecule: messenger RNA, 1516 nt
Organism: Rubroshorea leprosula
Lineage: Eukaryota; Viridiplantae; Streptophyta; Magnoliopsida; Malvales; Dipterocarpaceae
Source: the annotation of a GenBank genome assembly